CAAAUGGACAUCCUAAAUAAGAACUCAACUGUUUCUGAGUUCAUCCUCCUGGGGCUUUCUAGUUCUCAAGAAAUUCAAAUAAUCUUUUUUGGGAUCUUCUUUCUGGUCUAUGCAGCCAUCGUAGUGGGAAACCUCCUCAUUGUGAUUUCUGUGCUAGUUGAUAACCAUCUUCAUUCACCCAUGUAUUUCCUCCUGGCAAACUUAUCAUUUUUUGACUUAUGUCUUUCCUCUGUGGCUACUCCCAAAGUGAUUGCAGAUUUCCUUAGAAAACAGAAGUCCAUCUCCUUCUGGGGCUGCAUGGCCCAGAUGUUUUUUAUGCACUUCUUUGGAGGUGGCGAGAUGUCUCUCCUCAUAGCUAUGGCCAUUGACAGGUAUGUUGCCAUAUGUAAGCCCUUGCACUACAAGACCAUCAUGAACCAAAGGAUGCUCAUUGUGUUUCUGUUGCUUUCAUGGACAACUGGGUUUGUACACACCACAAGCCAAAUGGUUUUUACAGUAGGUUUACCUUUCUGUGGUCCCAAUGUUGUGGACAGCAUUUUCUGUGACCUCCCCCUGGUCAUCAAGCUCGCCUGCACUGAAACCUAUAUCCUGGAGCUGUUGGUGAUUGCAGACAGUGGGCUCCUGUCCCUAAUCUGCUUUGUUCUGUUGCUGAUGUCCUACAUCAUCAUGCUGCUCACCAUCUGGCAGCACUCCUCCAGUGCAUCUUCCAAGGCUGUGUCCACUCUCUCUGCCCACAUCACUGUAGUCACCCUCUUCUUUGGCCCAGCUAUCUUCAUUUAUGCUUUUCCAUUCAACAGUUAUUCUGUAGAUAAGUUUCUUUCUGUUUUUUACUCUAUAAUCACGCCCCUCCUUAAUCCAAUUAUUUAUACUCUAAGGAAUCAGGAAAUGAAGGCGGCCAUUAAGAGACUCAGCAGCCAGCAUUUUGGUUCCAGGAUGGCCCUUUAAACACGGUUUGUAAUGUUUGUAAUCUCAGAUCGUUUGUUUGUGUUCUGCUAUUUCCAGGUUUGA
Molecule: messenger RNA, 1008 nt
Organism: Lepus europaeus (European hare)
Lineage: Eukaryota; Metazoa; Chordata; Mammalia; Lagomorpha; Leporidae
Product: olfactory receptor 4K13-like
Exons: 1
Biological process (GO): G protein-coupled receptor signaling pathway
Cellular component (GO): membrane
Molecular function (GO): olfactory receptor activity; G protein-coupled receptor activity
Source: RefSeq, a predicted model, not a curated record